This is a messenger RNA of Ipomoea nil (Japanese morning glory), 1170 nucleotides long. RefSeq lists its product as uncharacterized. Lineage: Eukaryota; Viridiplantae; Streptophyta; Magnoliopsida; Solanales; Convolvulaceae. The record is from RefSeq and is a predicted model, not a curated record. Bases 1 to 1170 code for a protein of 389 amino acids. The transcript has a single exon.
AUGGAUAAUAAGAGGGCUAACACGGAGCAGGCCAUGAAGCAUAAACGACAGCGCGAAGUCGGAGGAUUCGCUGGUGGAAAGAGGACCCGUGCGGAAACCAAGAAAAGGCGUCCGGAAAGGGCUCGGCGACCCGAAGCUAGGCAUCCCUAUGAUAAGCCUAUCGUUCAUCCCUAUAGGCCGGCUCCUCAACACUCGGUACACGAGGUACAAGCGGUCGCUCCACCUCCACCCCCGCCGACUGACGAUCGCGUGACGAACGAAGAGACAGGUAAGAUCUCUAAGUACUGCCGCUAUCAUAAAUCUUACACUCACAGCACGGAAGAGUGCUUUUACUUGAAAAAGAUCAUGGAAGGAAUCAUCCAACAAGGGACCCCGCCUCCUAAUCAGUGGAGGCAGAGGUCGGCGGCACGGGAGGACAAUGACCCCGCAGUCGCCGCCGAGAGCAGUCGCGGCAAGCAGCCAGUGACCGAGGAAGAUGAGGCCCAGUGGCGUCAGAAGCCGGUUAUCAACAUGAUAGUCGACGGACCAGAAGGGGGCGACUCGGCGAACACCAGAAAGGCCUGGGCUCGACAGUUGUAUGUCGGGACAGUAUACGGGCGCGAAGAAGGCUCGAAGAAAGUGUGCCGGGAGCCCAUCACGUUCACUAACAAGGACCUACCCACGGGGGAGACACCGCAUCAAGAUGCCCUGGUCAUAGCGAUGGACGUAAAUGGGGUAGUCGUUCGACGAAUCCUGGUUGACACCGGGAGCAGUGUCAACGUGCUAUACCUCGAGACUUUCACAAAAAUGGGACUAACCCGAGAGCAGCUGAAUCCAGUCAAGACGCCACUCGCCGGUUUCACCAGAGACUCGGUGGAGGCAGAGGGAUCCAUUACCUUACCGGUGGAAGUUGGCAGCUAUCCCGACGUACAGAAGCUCAGCAUGAAGUUCAUCGUGGUGAACCUAGCCUGCUCACACAAUGCUAUACUCGGCCGACCAGGCCUGGAGGACCUAGGAGCACUGAUCUGGAUUGAGCACCUCUGUCUGAAAUUCCGCACACUGAGCGGGAUAGGCACGGUACGUUGCGAUAGAAGAGUCGCCCGCGACUGCUAUCUACAGGCCUGCAGGGGGAUGGGCAAGCGUGAAAUGCAAGUCCACGAGAUCACGGAAAGGCACCCAAGAAAGCGAUGA